UGCCUCGUAAUAGGUGUUAAAAAGUGCACCUCUGGAGGAGAGCCAUUUCAGUGCAUCUCAUGCCCCAAGACGUAUUCAGCACGCAGGAGUCUCCAGAGACAUCAGCGGAAGCGUCAUCCACGAACCGACACAGGAGGAGAACCAGAGCCAUUUCAGUGCAUCUCAUGCCCCAAGACGUAUUCAGCACUCAAGAGUCUCCAGAAACAUCAGCGGGAGCUUCAUCCACAAACCGACACAGGAGGAGAACCAGAGCGAUUUCAGUGCAUCUCAUGCUCCAAGACGUAUUCAGCACUCAGGAGUCUCCAGAAACAUCAGCGGGAGCUUCAUCCACGAACCGACACAGGGGGAGAACCUCGAGGAGAACCCGACGGAGAACCUCGAGGAGAACCAAAGCCAUUUCAGUGUAUCUCGUGCCCUAAGACGUAUUCAGCACGCAGGAGUCUCCAGAGACACCAGCGGCAGCGUCAUUCACGAACCGACACAGGAGGAGAACCAGAGCCAUUCUCGUACCCCAAGACGUAUUCAGCACGCAGUAGUCUCCAGAGACAUCAGCGGAAGCGUCAUCCACGAACCGACACAGGAGGAGAAUCUCGAGGAGAACCCGAGGGAGAACCUCGAGGAGAACCAAAGCCAUUUCAGUGUACCUCGUGCCCUAAGACGUAUUCAGCACGCAGGAGUCUCCAGAGACAUCAGCGGAAGCGUCAUCCACGAACCGACGCAGGGGGAGAACCAAAGAAAUUUCAGUGUAUUUCAUGCUCUAAGACAUUUUCAGCACGCAGGAGUCUCCAAAGACAUCAGCGGGAGCUUCAUCCACAAACCGACACAGGAGGAGAACCAAAGAAAUUUCAGUGCAUUUCAUGCUCCAAGACGUAUUCAGCACUCAGGAGUCUCCAGAAACAUCAGCGGGAGCUUCAUCCACGAAUCGACGCAGGGGGGGAACCAGAGCCAUUUCAGCGCAUCUCAUGCCCCAAGACGUAUUCAGCACUCAAGAGUCCCCAGAGACAUCAGCGGAAGCUUCGUCUACAAACCGACGCAGGUGGAGAACCAGAGCAAUUAAACUGCACCCUAUGCCACAAGACAUUUCGCAAUUCUCAAAAUUUGCGAUUUCAUCUCCGAAUCCACACAGGAGAGAAACCGUUCGAGUGCUCUGUAUGUACCAAGAAGUUCUCUCAAGCUAGCCGCCUGCGGAGACAUCUGCGAGUCCACACUGGAGCAAAACCAUUCAAGUGUACUUUUUGUCCCAAGACAUUUGCUGUGCGUGAAAGUUUGCUAUCACAUCACCGAACGCACACUGGAGAAAAACCAUUUGAGUGCACAUUAUGUACUCAGAAGUUCUCUCAUUCCUCAGCUCUGCGACUUCACAUGCGUGUUCACACAGGGGAGAAACCAUUUAAAUGCACCUUGUGUUGUAAGGAUUUUCGCCGACUUGGUACCCUGAAAGAUCAUAUGGGUGUCCAUACUGGAGAGAAGCCGUUGGAGUGCACUUUGUGCUCAAAGAAGUUCAGAUUGCCCUCCAUGUUGAGGUCUCAUCUUCGAAUCCACAGCCAAGCUGGAGUAGAACAAUAUGAGUGCAAAUUGUGUCACAAAAAAUUUCCUCGAUCUGACUAUCUGUGGAAUCAUCUCCGAACCCAU
This is a messenger RNA of Frankliniella occidentalis (western flower thrips), 1632 nucleotides long. RefSeq names its product zinc finger protein OZF-like. The transcript has a single exon. NCBI's taxonomy places the organism in Eukaryota, Metazoa, Arthropoda, Insecta, Thysanoptera, Thripidae. The record is from RefSeq and is a predicted model, not a curated record. The annotation marks the transcript as partial.